Messenger RNA from Cotesia congregata, 516 nucleotides. Lineage: Eukaryota; Metazoa; Arthropoda; Insecta; Hymenoptera; Braconidae. The record is from the annotation of a GenBank genome assembly.
AUGUCAUACGUCACUGUUAUUUGUGUACGUGCUGAUGAACAUCUAUCAUCUAUCCAACAUCCAAUAAAAAUGUCAGGGUUUUUAGUUCGUGUACGUCCUUUUGUAAGAACUGUCAGAGGAUUUAGAACCAAUUCUAUUCUACGAAAUGUUAAACCAGAACCAUCAACCUCAGGAGCAAAGCCUCAGGAAGCAUCUGACGCUAAAUAUGUAAUUAAUGAACAUCAUCUUUCAAAUUUCGAAAAAAGAAUUUUGGUUUUCGCAAAAAAGUAUCCCAGUGUAAAAGAUGUACCUGAUAAAAUUUCGGCAGAGGUGAUGCAAAAUUGUAUGAGUAAAGCCCGAAUCCGCCUAGCUAAUUAUAUGAUGGCUUUAACAGCUCUAAGUUGUUUAACAAUUGUCAUUAUGGGUAAUUUGAAAAAGAAGGACAAAAUGGAAGAAAUGAAAGCCCAACAUGAUGACUUCCGCCGACAGAUAACGGCUGAAUUUAGAGAGAGUGUGAAACACGAUGCUAACAAAUAA